This is a messenger RNA of Opisthorchis viverrini, 2015 nucleotides long. RefSeq lists its product as hypothetical. The transcript has 2 exons. Gene Ontology annotation, molecular function: transforming growth factor beta receptor activity, type I; SMAD binding; ATP binding. Gene Ontology annotation, biological process: BMP signaling pathway; protein phosphorylation; dorsal/ventral pattern formation. The record is from RefSeq and is a predicted model, not a curated record. Gene Ontology annotation, cellular component: signaling receptor complex; plasma membrane. NCBI's taxonomy places the organism in Eukaryota, Metazoa, Platyhelminthes, Trematoda, Opisthorchiida, Opisthorchiidae. Bases 53 to 1912 code for a protein of 619 amino acids.
GUUAAUUUUCACAAAGGUGUUGUCCUAGUUGUCAGCACUAAACCACUCCACUAUGGUCGAUCUAAACACCACGGAGCCGACUGUGCGGUGUCAUUGUAUGCCUCUUCAUCAGUGUCCCAACAGGAAUUUGAUGUGUGUUUCUACCACUGGCUGCUUUCAUUCUCUACUUUUGGACACAUCGUUGAAGUACGUGGUCAGUGAACAUCGUGGUUGUUUUCCAAAUCACACAAACCAAGUGGAUUUGCAUUGCCGCGAGCCACCUCUGAUCAACCCACUUGUGUACUGCUGUUCAGCAGUUGAUGGCGAUUACUGCAACCGGGACUUGGCCCCACAUCUUCCGCGAAGCCGACUAGCUGCAUUGUUCUCGUUUUCAGAUAACAUCAUGCUUAUCAUGGCGUUUCUAUUACCGCUUGGCACUCUGGUUUGUGGUCUCAUUGCAAUUGGUUUGUUUUGGCAAUGCGUCCUCCGCAAACGCCUGGAACGGCAUAGUCUUCCAGUUGGGUUUUAUCCCCGCUACUUUUCCCGAACGCGACGAAAUACUGCCCUCAGCGCGUUUCUUUCCAAGUACCUAUCCUGCUUCCGUAAAUGUAAGGUCGAUUUCGACAGAUGCUCUGAAGAGCAACAUUUGGCCCUUAGUUGCGUCGAAAAACCUCGAGAAUUAAUUAGCUGUACAAGUGGCAGUGGUAGCGGGUUGCCAUUUCUGGUUCAGCGCACGAUUGCCCGUCACGUCCAGCUUGAAAUGUGCAUAGGCAAGGGCCGUUUUGGCGAAGUUUGGCGGGCGCUGUGUCAAGGAGAACUUGUUGCCGUCAAGAUAUUCUCUAGUCGCGAUGAAUCUAGUUGGGCACGUGAAACGGAAGUGUACAACGCAGGACUUCUGCAUCAUCCAAAUUUGUUGGCAUAUUACGCAAGCGAUAUGAUAUCCCGGGGUGGUUGUACACAGCUGUGGCUCAUCACCGCCUAUCAUCAGAAUGGCUCAUUACAUGAUUAUCUCAGUCACAAAACACUGAGCCUCUCCGACUCAUUUCGCCUCGCACGAUCUAUCGCUGCUGGACUGGCUUUCCUGCACACAGAAAUUAGGGGAUUCCAAUCCAAACCCGCAAUUGUUCAUCGGGAUAUCAAAUCCAAGAACGUGCUUGUACGGGACGACAGAGAGGCUUGUAUCGCUGACCUGGGACUUGCCCUCUUACAACCGAAAUUCGGCAACGGCAUUUCAGGCCAUUUUCAGACCUCCAGAAUCGGUUGUGAUACCACUUCCGGAGCUACUGAGUCCUACCAUCUUGGUUUGUCAUCACCUGGAGCUCCUCAACCGGCUGGACCUAGAGUGGGAACUAAGCGAUACAUGGCUCCAGAACUGCUAAUGGCUGUAGACCCUCUUUGUAGCUCCGUUGCAGUUUAUCCAGACUCCUCGUUGGAACUAUCCGGUGAAAAUUUAUUGGUCGGAACGGUUGUUCCUUACCUGCCAUUUGAAGUUUAUCAAGCGGCGGACGUGUACGCCAUGUCACUGGUUUUUUGGGAGCUCUUGCGGUGCACUCGUGGUUCGGACAAAAACAAUCCAACUGUUGAGGGAUACCAAAUUCCGUAUCAAGACAUGGUACCAACUGAUCCGACCUUUUCGCAAAUGCGUAAUGUUGUGUGUGACAAUUACCCUGAAGAUGGAACUCAGGGCACCGAUGAUGUUUGCAGUCCAGCUGACCAGAAAAGCACUCCUUCAAGUGGCGCAAUCUCUGUCAAUCACGGACGCAGGCCACCAAUCAGUAAUCGCUGGCUAGAUGAUCCUUACCUCCUUCGGGCUACCCAUCUCAUACAAGAGUGCUGGCACUGGAACUGGUCAUCCCGACUACCCGCUUUACGCGUACGAAAAAACCUAGAAGUACUUGAAUCGUCAUUGGUUAAUCUCACUGGUGAUACGUGACCUCUGCUUUUGUAACUCACUGUAGCAUUUACUGUUACUUUUGUCUUGUGUGAGGAUAGGCGUUUCUUCUAAACUGAUCAACUCUUUUAGACUUCAAUGCAAU